This is a messenger RNA of Mesorhabditis spiculigera, 312 nucleotides long. NCBI's taxonomy places the organism in Eukaryota, Metazoa, Nematoda, Chromadorea, Rhabditida, Rhabditidae. The record is from the annotation of a GenBank genome assembly.
AUGGAUGGAAAAGUCAUGAAGCUAUGUAAAAUCAUAUCGCGGGGCGGCAAAGCGAUCAUAUUUUGCGCGGCCGGGGUCAGCCGGGCUGCCUCCCUCUGCCUGGCCUAUCUUGUGAAGGGCGUUGGGAUGAGCCUUCGUGAUGCGUACUAUCAUCUCAAUCAGAGACGCCCGAUCAUCUCCCCGAAUUUGGGCUUCUGGCGCCAGUUGAUCGACUACGAGAAGGAGCUCCGAGGCGAAGCCACUGUCAACUUGAUUACUGGAAGAAUGCCACGACCGGUACCAGAUGUCUACCUGAACAGAACGUUGAAGGCC